Helobdella robusta is the source of this 3126-nucleotide messenger RNA. RefSeq lists its product as hypothetical. Bases 1 to 3126 code for a protein of 1041 amino acids. NCBI's taxonomy places the organism in Eukaryota, Metazoa, Annelida, Clitellata, Rhynchobdellida, Glossiphoniidae. Gene Ontology annotation, biological process: DNA-templated DNA replication; base-excision repair, gap-filling; nucleotide-excision repair, DNA gap filling. The transcript has 24 exons. The record is from RefSeq and is a predicted model, not a curated record. Gene Ontology annotation, cellular component: delta DNA polymerase complex. Gene Ontology annotation, molecular function: DNA-directed DNA polymerase activity; 3'-5'-DNA exonuclease activity; nucleotide binding.
AUGGAUGAAUUAAAUAAGAUUGACAGCUGUAAUGCGACUUGGUGUCGGCCACCUCUGCCUAAUAAUUUUCAUCCUAAUCAGGAUUCUCUCACAUUUCAGCAGUUUGAUAUUGAUCAUCAUAUAAGCAAACCAGUAUUUGCCAUACCAGGAUCCAGUAUAGAUAACAUACCCAUAAUAACGAUGUAUGGAGUAACUAUGGAAGGCCAUAGUGUAGCUGCCCACGUUCAUGGUUUUCAUCCAUAUUUAUUUGUCUAUGCCCCCGAUGGUUUUAAAGAUGAAGAUUGUGAACAAUUUCGGGAAGCUUUCAACAAAGCUAUAAAGACAAUGAAGGCAAGUCAGGAUGCCACCCACGCGGUUAUUGGUGUCGAAGUUCUUAUGAAAAAAAAUGUGUAUGGCUACCAAGGAAAAUUUUUCUCAAAGUUCCUAAAAAUCUCGUUACUGCUGCCUAGCAUGAUGGGGACAGCCAGGAAGUUGCUGGAGCAGGGGUUUACCUGUCCUGGCUAUCCACAAACACCCUUCAAAUUAUUUGAGAGUAAUGUCGAUUUUGAUACUAGAUUUAUGGUUGACCUUGACAUUCAAGGUUGCAGCUGGGUGGGAAUUCCGGCUGGAAAGUACAGAAUGAGAUCGGAUGACGGAAGAAAUAAUGAUUUGAAACAGAAAACUAGAUGUCAAAUCGAGGUUGAUGUAAGGUUAAGUGACGUCAUAGCCUAUCCGGUUGAGGGUGAAUGGUUGAAGUUGGCACCUUUUAGGAUUCUUAGCUUCGAUAUCGAGUGUGCUGGAAGGAAAGGGAUUUUUCCUGAGCCAAAUGUUGAUUCAGUCAUCCAGAUUGCUAAUGUUGUUGUCAAACAGGGAGACAAAGAGCCCUUCAUACGAAACGUAAUGACCUUGAACUCUUGCGCACCCAUUGUAGGGGCCCAAGUGCUUAGCUUCGAGAAAGAAGCUGACCUCAUAAAUAAAUGGGCGGAGUUCGUCAGACAAGUUGACCCAGAUAUAAUAACAGGCUACAACAUCCAGAACUUUGACCUGACCUACUUGUUGAAGAGGGCUGAGCACUUGAAACUGAAGCACUUUCCUUAUCUGGGUCGGAUCACAGGGGUGAGGUCAGAGGUUAAAAGUCAUAUACUGCAGUCAAAACAGAUGGGGAGGAGGGAAAAUAAGUCGAUCAAUAUUGAUGGGCGGGUCCAGUUUGAUCUGUUGCUGGUCUUAUUAAGAGAUCACAAAUUGAGGUCGUACCGAUUGAAUGCCGUCUCGUUUCAUUUCCUGCAAGAGCAGAAAGAAGACGUUCAUCAUUCCAUCAUCACUGAUUUGCAGAAUGGAAAUGACCAGACGCGCAGACGUCUAGCCGUCUACUGUCUGAAGGACGCCCUCCUUCCUCUUCGUCUCAUCGAGAAACUCAUGUGUAUCAUAAAUUACAUGGAGAUGGCUAGAAUAACCGGCGUCUCCUUGAGUUCAUUGCUGUCUAGAGGUCAGCAGAUCAAGGUCAUGUCACAGCUGCUACGAAAGGCAAAAGAACGAGGGUUCAUAAUUCCAGUUCACAAGGUGGAAGUUGGUGAUGAGUUUGCCGGAGCCACUGUUAUCGAGCCUGCUAAAGGAUAUUACAAGGAACCAAUAGCAACACUCGAUUUUUCUUCCUUGUAUCCUUCCAUCAUGAUGGCUCACAACCUCUGCUACACCACACUACUCAAUCAGUCGAUCAUCCAGCGUGAAGGGUUGACCCCAGAUCAGUACAUAAAAACGCCAUCUGGCAAUUAUUUCGCUAAAAAAUCCGUCAUCAAAGGUCUCUUGCCUGAAAUUUUGGAAAACUUACUGGCUGCUAGAAAAAAAGCAAAGACCGACUUGAAGAACGAGUCGGAUUCCUUCAGACGCCAGGUGUUGGAUGGCAGACAGCUUGCCCUCAAGAUUAGCGCCAACAGCGUCUAUGGCUUCACAGGGGCUCAAGUAGGAAUGCUGCCAUGUCUGGAUCUCUCACAGAGUGUCUCAGCGUUCGGCCGCAUGAUGAUCGAGAAAACGAAGCAGCACGUGGAGGAGAUGUUCACGAAAUCGAAUGGAUAUUCGCACGACGCCAAGGUGAUUUAUGGGGAUACUGAUUCAGUGAUGUGCCAUUUUGGAGUGCAGACGGUUGCAGAAGCGAUGCAACUGGGCAGGGAGGCAGCUGAGAAGAUAUCGAUAAAGUUUGACGACCCCAUCAAAUUGGAAUUUGAAAAGGUAUAUUACCCGUACCUUCUCAUCAACAAGAAGAGAUACGCUGGAUUGUACUACACAAAACCUGAUACAUACGACAAAAUGGAUUGCAAAGGCAUUGAAACUGUCAGAAGAGAUAAUUGCCCACUAGUUGCCAACCUUAUUAACUCGUGCCUACAGAAAAUUCUCAUUAACAAAGAUCCAAUGGAGGCUGUUGAGUAUGCGAAGCAGAAGAUAUCAGACUUGCUGUGUAACAGGAUCGACAUCUCACAACUUGUCAUCACCAAGGAACUCACUAAGAAAGACAACGAGUAUGCCGGCAAACAAGCUCACAAUGAACUUGCUAAUAGGAUGAAAAAGCGAGACCCGGGGAGUGCGCCCCAGCUGGGAGAUAGGGUGCCGUUCGUCAUUAUCGCCGCACCGAAAGGAACGCCUGCCUAUCUCAAAUCUGAGGAUCCAAUAUACGUCCUUGAAAACAACAUAGCCAUCGACACGCAGUACUACCUUGAAAACCAGCUAUCCAAUCCUUUGCUCAGGAUCUUCGAACCUAUUCUUGGGGAUAAAAAAGCCGAGAGCAUAUUGUUGAAGGGUGAACAUACGCAGACAAAAACUUUGGUAGCUUCGAAAGUUGGUGGCCUGGCUGGUUUUACACAGAAGAAAGAAACUUGCAUUGGGUGUAAAACUCCGCUUGAUCAAUCUAGUCCAGUUUGCGUACAUUGCAAACCAUCAGAAGCCGACAUCUACCGAAAAGAGAUUGCUUAUUUUAAUUCUUUGGAGGAAAAAUUUUCACGUCUAUGGACCCAGUGUCAGAGAUGUCAGGGAAGUUUACAUGAAGAAAUUCUAUGCACUAGUCGAGAUUGUCCAAUCUUCUACAUGAGAAUCAAAGUCCAGAAGGAUCUCUCGGCUCAGAAUGCUGUCGUCGCCAGGUUCGAUUGCGAGUGGUGA